This is a messenger RNA of Paramuricea clavata, 345 nucleotides long. The record is from the annotation of a GenBank genome assembly. Lineage: Eukaryota; Metazoa; Cnidaria; Anthozoa; Malacalcyonacea; Plexauridae.
AUGGAUAGGGAAGAAGAAAGUAUUUGCUGCCAAGAGAUUCCAGCUUGUGUUUCUAUAAACCAAGAAGCAGCACAAAUUGAGGAGAUACCUGUCCCAGAAUGUAUUACUGAUAACCCUGCAUUUCAUUAUUUAUGUCUAAAUUAUUGGGUCUUACAGGUUGCUAAUUGGAGCGAUUAUAGACAACAUUAUGGCAUAAAGGCACAUGAAUGGCCUGAGGAUAUAUUAGGCAAAGAGAUAAGGGUCCCCUUGCCAUCUUGUGCAGUUAGUUGCAUUCGAGCACACUUUCCACCACCAGGUUUAGAAGAGGACUUUGUUUUUGAGGGUUUUAAAUUUGCAGAUGAGUAA